AUGAUUUUAUUGAGGUCCGAUUGAAUAUGGGGCCUUUUUCCUUCCCGCUCCCGGGAGUGCUCCAAUGCCUCCUCUCCUCCCCAAAGCAACAGUCUUUAGAAUCCUCCACCACAGAACCCCUCCCAAUCACCGGUCGUUCCAAUCAGUCACAGAUUCAUAUGCGAACUACCUCGAAAUCUAUGCCCGUGAUCACUCCAUUCACUUGGGUAGAAUACUCCACGCGUACCUUAUCGUGAAUGGCCUUGUUCGUUCAACCUACCUUUCUUCCAAGAUCAUCAUCUUUUACGCUCAAUGCGGACGAACUUUGGAUGCUCGUCGUGUGUUCGACGGAAUCCCCAAGACAAAUUUCCGUCGCUGGAUUGUUCUGAUUGGUGUCUAUUCCCGUUGCGGCCUUUACAAGGAGACAUUAGCUCUAUUACAUGAAAUGCAGAGAGAAGGCCUGAAACCGACCAGAUAUGUUCUACCCAGUAUCCUCAGAGCUUGUGGGAAUCUCCCUGAUCGAAAGACUGGUGAAAUGAUACAUUCUGCGAUUCUUCGCCACUGCCUUGAUUUCGAUGCCUUUGUGGACAGUGCACUAGUGGAUAUGUACUCAAAAUGUGGUCGAGUUGAGAAGGCACGCCUGGUGUUCGAUAGAAUGCCAGAGAAAGAUGUGGUGGCUUGGAAUUCCAUGGUUUCAGGCUACGCCCAACAAGGGUUUGCAAGACAAGCAUGGGAUUUAAUGAAGAAGAUGCAAUUAAUGGGAAUCAAACCUAAUUUAGUGACCUGGAAUACAUUAAUAUCAGGUUUCUCGUCGGUGGGUGAUGAUGUAAUGGUAUGGGACCUUUUUCGGAUGAUGCAUGUUGAUGGGGUUGAGCCUGACAUGGUUUCUUGGACCUCUGUUAUUUCUGGGUUUGUGCAGAGUUUUCGCAAUAAAGAAGCUUUUGAUGCGUUUAAGCAGAUGGUGGGCUGUGGGUUUCUCCCAAGUUCAGUAACCAUUAGUAGUCUUUUGCCCGCAUGUGCAACCGUGGCAGAUUUCAGACGUGGCAAGGAGAUUCAUGGGUUUGCAUUAAUAAUUGGGGUCGAAGGAGACGUAUAUGUAAGCAGUUCUCUUGUUGAUAUGUAUGCAAAGUGUGGAUUUAUAUUCGAAGCUGCAAAGUUGUUUGAUAAGAUGCAGGACAGAAAUACAGUUACUUGGAAUUCUAUGAUUUUUGGAUAUGCAAAUCAUGGGUACUGCCAUGAAGCAAUUGAUCUUUUCUAUCAGAUGGUAGAGGUCAAAGUGAAGUUGGACCACCUUACUUUCACAGCUGUUUUCACUGCUUGUAGUCAUGGUGGUUUGGUUGAAGUUGGACAUAAUCUGUUUCACUUGAUGCAGGACCAAUAUGGUAUUGAGCCAAGGUUGGAACAUUAUGCUUGCAUGGUUGACCUUCUUGGUCGAGCAGGGAAGCUUGGUGAGGCCUAUGAUUUGAUUAAAACAAUGCCAUUGGAGCCUGAUUCAUUUGUGUGGGGGGCACUGUUAGGGGCAUGUAGGAACCAUAGAAAUAUCGAACUUGCUGAAAUUGCAGCCACGCAUUUGUUUCAGCUUGAGCCUGAUAGUGCAGGGAGCUGCUUGCUGUUGUCAAAUUUAUAUGCAGAUGCUGGUAGUUGGGGUAACUCCACUAAGUUGAAAAAGAUGAUGAAGAGAAGACGGUUAAGAAGAAAUCCUGGGUGUAGUUGGAUGGAGGCUGUCUAGUAAGUGAAGAGUGAUUUUUGCAGCAUGACAUGCCUCGAUGAGUUCAGGGGUGGCAACGGAGCUGGCUACAUGGUUAGAAGUCAUAAAUCUGGCACAGGUAUGGGAUAAGUACUGUUUGAAGGGUAUGGAGUGGUGACAAUGAUGGAUUCGGGAUGGAAUUGGGUUCUUUCCGAUCUUUCACAUUGUUG
Molecule: messenger RNA, 1896 nt
Organism: Telopea speciosissima
Lineage: Eukaryota; Viridiplantae; Streptophyta; Magnoliopsida; Proteales; Proteaceae
Product: pentatricopeptide repeat-containing protein At5g59600
Exons: 1
Coding region: 65-1708 (547 amino acids)
Biological process (GO): RNA modification
Molecular function (GO): protein binding; RNA binding
Source: RefSeq, a predicted model, not a curated record